Aureobasidium namibiae CBS 147.97 is the source of this 549-nucleotide messenger RNA. Its product is annotated as NAD(P)-binding protein. The transcript is spliced from 2 exons. The annotation marks the transcript as partial. The record is from RefSeq and is a predicted model, not a curated record. NCBI's taxonomy places the organism in Eukaryota, Fungi, Ascomycota, Dothideomycetes, Dothideales, Saccotheciaceae. Gene Ontology annotation, molecular function: oxidoreductase activity.
CUCGACACCCAUGGCCGCCUCGAUGCAGCUGUCAACAAUGCUGGCAUGUCAAGCACUUUCAUGCCAUUCCAUGUCACCCCCCUCGCCGAUAUGGACUUCAUGUACAACGUCAACCAGAAAGGCACUUUCCUGUGCAUGCAAGAGCAGAUCAGGCUCAUGUUGAAUCAGGACAAACAAGGCGACGCGGGCAAAAGAGGCAUUAUCGUCAACAUGGCUAGCAUGUCUGGUCUCAUCGGUGUGCCAUAUGCCGCUCCCUACUCGUCCACGAAGCAUGCUAUCGUUGGUUUAACCAAGUCAACAGCCCUCGAAUACGCCAGUGAGGGUAUUUACAUAUCUGCUGUCGCGCCUGGUGUAAUUGACUCGGGUAUGCCUGUUCUCGAGGAGAGCUACAAUGGUGGUGCAUACUCCAGAGAACAAGCUGCUGCUAUGCAUCCGCUGAACAGGAUAGGGACCUGCGCUGAUGUCGCAAAGGCUGUGGACUUCUUGCUGGAGAACGAUUUUAUCACGGGCGGUGUGAUCAGUGUUGACGGUGGCAUUACCGCGAGAUAG